AUGUUUCCAGGGAUCGCUUACCUCACCAUAUCCCUGACCGCCCCUCUGUGCCUGGGUCUUGGUCCGGAUGCUUGGGGUACAUCGGCCGGCUGUGGCGUCGGCCUGGGUUUUGCACUUUUCUUCCUAGUUUGCCUUCAAGUCGCCGUAUACGUGUUUCGUGCUCGCGUGUUUUUCAACGACAUGCCAAUCCGAGGCUGUGGCUCACACCUGCGCUAUGAGUGCUGCCAUGAGUGGCUUCGUACUGAUGAUGCGUCCUCCGCCAUCUCGCUCUCGCUCUUUUCGCGAUUGCGUCGGCACGAUGAAGACGUGCGAGCUAAUGUCACAUGGCUUUAUGACUUCAAUCCCGACGGAGUCAUCGUCUCCCCGAGCUGCUAA
Molecule: messenger RNA, 375 nt
Organism: Colletotrichum godetiae
Lineage: Eukaryota; Fungi; Ascomycota; Sordariomycetes; Glomerellales; Glomerellaceae
Exons: 1
Coding region: 1-375 (124 amino acids)
Source: RefSeq, a predicted model, not a curated record